Cephus cinctus (wheat stem sawfly) is the source of this 4444-nucleotide messenger RNA. RefSeq names its product syndetin (gene Vps50). NCBI's taxonomy places the organism in Eukaryota, Metazoa, Arthropoda, Insecta, Hymenoptera, Cephidae. Gene Ontology annotation, molecular function: SNARE binding. Gene Ontology annotation, biological process: endocytic recycling; retrograde transport, endosome to Golgi. Gene Ontology annotation, cellular component: EARP complex. The transcript is spliced from 8 exons. Bases 645 to 3488 code for a protein of 947 amino acids. The record is from RefSeq and is a predicted model, not a curated record.
CGUGGUGGAAUAAAAGUGAUUCCACGUAAUGCUAUCGGGGCCUGGGGAUCGAUUGCGUAUUUUCACUGUGGCGAAAAUAGGAAAAGGGAAUAGCUGUUAGCUAAUCGCGUGUUAGGGUGAAAACAGGACAAGCACAACGAUCGGCUAACAGUAAUUCGCUUUUCGUGUUGUCGCAUAGUUAUAAUAUUGAAUUGGCCCCUUUGACUUCAUUGAUUCCACUGCGUGAUUUCACAGUGGAGCCACAGUGAUACCAGCAUAUUUUCUGGUAGGAUAUUCUGUUCUGUAAAUAUACCGACUGUAGGUCAUUCAAUCCUGUCAGAUGAAAACAUUUUUGCACAUGUUCUGUGAAAUAAUAGCGUUUUCAUGCAUUUGACUUGGCAAAAAGUAAUUACGGAUGUUACAGAUGUUUCUAAUUAAAUAAACAGAGUAAGCAAUCAUAUUUCGUAACGUGGAAAUAAUACCACGUAGUCGAUUGAAAAGUACCAGUCUGGCACUGUUAUUUGCCUGUCAGGAAGCUGUCAAUAUUAUACGCUAUUCAUAGUUACUUAACAUUCAAGAUGGCCGAGGUGGGUUGACAUCGUAAUGUCAGUCCCGUUAUAUUUACACGAAUAAUUAAUAAUAGAUCCGCACCGAUCGAUUAAUAAAUGGAUAGAAACAAGCUUGGCCUAUCAGUCAAAAACUCCAUCAUCAUGGAGGACCUAAAAUUCAAAUUUUUAGGUCUUAUUAAUAAGCAGAAUCAAGCAAAGAUUCCAUCUAUGGGACUUCAUCCUGAUUUACUGAAUCCAGUGGAGUAUCAAAAGAAUGAGGACACACAGUCUGAGGCAGGACGUUCUACGGAGAGUGAACUGCUACCUGAUCAGGAUAUUUUGGAGUCUAUUGAACGUGUUUAUUAUGAGACUGGUGGAAGCUUUGAUCCAUGUAGGCAUGAACUUGAGAAACUGCCUGAAGUCUUGAACUCUAAGGAUAUAGAACAUGAUUGUAAGAAAUUAAAACAGCAACAUCAAGUUGUUUCGAAGAAGGUUUUGCAGCUUAUACUCCAGAAGCAGAGUGCAUGUAAGGAGGAGUUUGAGAGGAUUCUAAAGAUUCAGGAACAGUUGCAAGAUACAUUGGACAUAUGCAGAAUGGGCAGAUCAGAUCUAAACCUAGCAAAACUGCAGUUCACUACAGCGAGUCUUGGUAUCCUUGCGAAUUAUCAAAAGCGACAGGUUGUUCAGGGUCUACUGAAUAGUUUGAAUACCAUAAAAACUCUGCAACGAACUGAGGAUCGUCUCCAAGAACUGCUCAACGAAGGCAACUACCCAGGUGCUAUAUCCUUAUUACUAGAGUGUCAAAGUGCAGCACAGACAUAUAAACAUUUCCACUGUGUGGCAGCACUCAAUGGCAAGCUUCAGGACACUCUAGAGCAGGCAGAAGAAUUAUUAGACGUCGCUCUCUCAAAAAUGUGUACAGAUUUCGACAUAAUGAUUUAUUCCUCUGUCCAAGAGGCUUACAAGCUCUUGGGGAAGACACAAACAGCAAUGGAUCAGCUGCAUAUGCACUUUACAGCCGCAAUUCAUAACACUGCAUUCACUGCAGUCCAUUCCUAUGCAGGUGGUGAUAUGAAGCGACAAUACAAGCAGCUAUGUCAGUCUAUAUCUCAAGAAAAUUUUAUAAUUUGUUUAACGGAACUGUGUAAGUCCCUAUGGGCUAUUCUGAGCUCGUACUACCUAGUGGUGAGUUGGCACAAUGCGCACGACGACUCCGCCAAGCAGAAAGCAGACGACAAGGACUUGGAGGCAACGUUCAACAAGCAAUACGUUCAACAGAAAUUAAAAAAUGGCAUGUUUCGGAUCUGGCACGACGUGGAGAUGAAGAUUUCUACGUACCUAAUGGGCGCCAACCUAGCGUGUUUUAAGUUCGAGCAGUUUGUCCAGGUCCUGGCCAUAGUUCACCGUCUGAUGGAGGUAGGCGAUGAACUCUGUGGAAGUCCAUCGGAAAAUCUGCAGGAGUCUAUUAGGAAGCAGAGCAUGUCCUACUUCUCGCACUAUCAUGCAUCUCGGCUGGACGAACUCAGGAUAUUUCUAGAGAAUGACGGCUGGGAACUCUGUCCUGUAAAACCGACCUUCAUGGCUACACAGUUGCAGGAGUUUAAGAGCCUUAAACCUGUUCUGAAUAGUUAUAAGGUUAGAAACAGUCCAGAUGGGUCUAACUUAAGUGAGAAUGGAAGUUCAGGAGCUGGUGGAUGGCUACAGCGUUACUUGGAGGCAGGAACGUCACCUUUUAAUGUUGGACUCGACGAAACUGCUGAUGAAGACAUCCUUGCUAACAUAGGAGACGAACCAUCUGGUUACUUCUCAGAGGAUUCCGAUGAUGACAUACCUGAGGAGCUCAAGAGAGACUAUGUUGAUGAACCAGAACACGCUUUAUUAUUGAAAAGGAAGCACAAGAGCAAACAUGUUGGUCCCAUGGUCACUAAUACCACGCUCAGUGUCCUCAGGGUCUGUGGAAAGUAUUUACAGAUGUCAAGAUUGUUAAGAUCCAUCGCCAUUAAUGUCAUACAAAAUAUGAUCCAGUUUUUUGAGCUAUAUUUUCACACUGUACACACAUUCUUCACGUCUGACUUGCAAAUCAACAGUGACACCCUAUAUAGUCCAAAAUUGAAACUGACCCUGGCACGCAUCCGAGAGAAUUUAAUAGCCAGCGAGAAUGUCCCUGAGGAUCCCUUGCACAAGUACAGAGUCCGUCAACCUAGUCUCUCAUCAAUUGUCAACCUGACGCAACCUGAGAGACUCCACGGAUUGACAGAACGCGUAGUUGGUGUCGAAUCCCUACUCUUUUUGGGUCAGCAGUACGAUAGUUUGAGGCCUUACUUGGAACACUUAAUCUCCACUCCUCAGCGCGGAUUCCUGCAUCAGUUCUACACCCAGACUAUCGCAUCUGCAGCUGAUCUACGAAAACCAGUUUACAUGGCUGUGGUAUCACAGGCCUUCGAUGUGGCCACUGUCCUUAAUCUUAUGAACAAAGUCAACUGGGAGGUUCGAGACGUGAUGUCUCAACACAGUCGUUACGUAGACGUUCUACUUCAGGAAAUUCAUAAGCUGCACACGAGGUUAGACGAGAUUGGUAGUCGCGUACCGUUAUCUCAGGAAGUACAUCAUUCCAUUUGGGAAAACGUGGCGCAUCUCAUAACACACACCAUAGUGGAAGGGUUUUCUAACGCUAAGAAAUGUUCCAAUGGUGGUAGAGCCCUGAUGCAAUUGGACUUUACCCAGCUAAUGUCAAAAUUUGAAAAGUUGACCACGCUUAGACCAAUGCCACACAGAGAAUACGUUGAGCUGUAUGUUAAGGCUUAUUAUCUUCCUGAAAAUAUCCUUGAAGAGUGGAUCAAGGAGCAUUUGGAAUAUUCCACUAAACAUCUGAUCGGACUAAUUUCUUGUGCAUGUCAGAAUAACAAGAAAACCAGACAACGACUGAUUUCUAUUAUAGAAGAGGAGAGACCAAACAGAUAGCAUCAGGCUAUACGGUACAGCGCCUUUCAAGAUAAUGUGGAAAUAGAAGGGAUUGAUUAUAAUAUGUAGUAGAUUUCUCCAGGUACCAGUAACUGAAGGGGAAAAUAUCUAUUUUCAUUGAGAUGAUAGUUUACAGGACAUCAUUAAUAAGGAUGAUAUUUCUUGUCAUGAGUGAUAUGGCAUUAUACUUAGAAAUUUCUAGAGAAUCAAAGAUAAAAGAAAAGACAAAUGGACCAGACAGUGAAGAUCAUAAAAGGCGCUCAAUGAUUCUUAGCAACUUUGAUGAUAAUUUUUACCCAAUGAUCUGGCAUAUUAUUUAGUAUCUCCAGUUUGCAAAAUGACAGAUUAAAUAUUAAGCUUACGGACUAAGAUUUAUAAAUGUGCUGUAAAAACAAAUAAUGCAAAUGCACGCUGUGACCCUAGCCGAAUAGACUCAAUUGACCGUAGAGAGAAAAGUUUUCUAUCUCUGUGAAAAAUUUAUAAUCUUAUUUUUCUCCUUUAUUCUUCAUUAUUAAUUAAUCUUUGUGAGAUCUUUGUUGAAAUUGUACAUAUUUCUUUGUAACUGUGUGUAGCACACUGAUCAAUUUUUCAUUCUUAGUUUUAAUCGAGUCAUCAAGCUUUUACUUGGCAAAAUCUACAAAAAAUUGUGAAUUAUGAUUUUUAUGAAUUGCAAAUGAGAAUUUAAUGAAACAUUGAUCAUCAUUUGAUGUUUGUCUUUUGGAUUUCAUGCUUUAUUCUUUAUUGUUAUUUUAUUAAUCACUGCGGAUCAUCCAGAUUGAAUCUUUGUACCAUAAAAUUAUAAAAAUUAAAGAAAACUGCAAGAGCGACAGGCAGGAAAUGAAUGACCAUCUAAAAUCACUACAAAGUGUGGUGUAUAUGCUGAAUCGUUGAAUCUCUAUUAUUGUAUAAUUGUAUCAAUGUAUAUAAGGAACAUAAAAUUAUUUAUAAUUAAUCAA